CGGUCUCUUGAAGUUCACAGCUGUGGGAAGAGGUUGCUUGAUUUCUGGGACUCCUGGUGAGGUCUCUUCUGUAAUCUAGAGGGCUCGAGUUUCCUGUGAGCAGUUUCAGGAGCUCUUUCUUUGUAAGCGCCAGUAACUGAGGAACUCAUGCUGUCUACCUGCUGAUUGUUCCCCCAUAUUAUUCUUUUAAGCUGAUCUGAGAAGGCCCACUUCUUGUUCAAUGGAUGAUGGCAUUUGAGCAGAUACCAAAAAAGGAUUGGUACAGCAUUCUGGGGGCAGACCCAUCUGCAAGUGUGUCAGACCUAAAACAAAAGUAUCAAAAACUCGUAUUAAUGUAUCAUCCAGAUAAACAAAGUGCAGAUGUGCCAGCAGGAACAGUGGAGGAAUGUAUACAGAAGUUCAUCGAAAUUGAUCAGGCAUGGAAAAUUCUAGGGAAUGAAGAGACAAAAAGAGAGUAUGACCUGCAGCGGCGCGAAGAUGAUCUAAGAAAUAUGGGACCGGUAGAUGCUCAAGUAUAUCUUGAAGAAAUGUGUUGGAACGAAGAGGAUCACUCUUUUUCUCUGAGUUGCCGAUGUGGUGGAAAAUACAGCGUUUCCAAGGAUGAAGCAGAAGACGUAACCCUGAUUUCUUGUGAUACAUGUUCACUGAUUAUAGAACUCCUUCAUUCUGGAUGAAAUUGUUCACUAAGUGGGAUCCUUUAACUGUGUAUUCAGACAUGUUGAAGAGAGCCCAUUCAAGUAAAUGUUUAAAGCUGAUAAAAAGUAGGAUUCUUUUUUUUGUCAGCUUUUAUUUACAGAGAAAGUAUAAGACUGUCAAGCAGGGGCCACCCCAGAUUAAUAGAAAAUUAAUUUAGUUAUUUAUAUGUAUUUAUAAUUUAUAUUUAUAGAUCACCAGUACAAAAGGACUUGAAUUUUAAGUUACACUUUCUGAAUUCCCAUCUGAAACCUUUGUUGUUUGGUCCAUUUUCUCCUUGGUAUAAAAUAAGAAUUUUCCUUUUCUUUAAGCAUGUCUCCUCAUGUUCCUUUGUAGUUACUGAGUUUCUGAAGUAAAAUGACAUUUCUAGCUGAUAAAGUUAGAGGCCUAUUGUUACAAGUAUCUCAAAGUCUCAAGUCAUUAGGAUUAAACUAUAAUCUUUGUGAAUAACAUAUGAGCCUAGUGCUCCCAUGAGGGCUGGAAAUGGAUACACAUGAAGUUAUUUCAAAGUUAAUAAAGAAGAUGAAGUGGCAACUGUAGAAAGGAUAGCUUUGGAAUCAAAGACUUGACUCUAGUCCUGGCACUGUAUUUCCAGAUUCUUCGUGUGGCUACAUUAAAGGGAAUAAAGCUUGAACAUUGCCAUCUUCAACUUUAAAUGUAAUGGUAAUGGUAACUUUAAAAAAAAAAAAUGAUUUGAAACAGAUGCAUUACUUUCCUUUUUAUUUUAAAGUACUAAGUAUCAAUUCCUGUAUUUAUGAAUAAGGAACCAUUGCAUUGCUGGUAUGAUCAAAUGGACUUUUAUAAUGUUAUUAUUGAUUAUAAAAGACUCUAAAGAUUUUAUUUUUCUCUGUAUUUGAUACUCUAUGUACAGUAUAAGUCAGGACUCAUUUAAAAAAAUUGAGGAAUCCUUUAUGGGAUCACUGGAAUUUUAUUACUUAAUUUCAACUGAGUGAACCAAGCAUGUGACUUAGCAGCUUUCUAUUUGGUUGAACUCAUGGUAUUUAUUAUUGGUUUGGACUUAAAAGACUAAUUACUACUCUGACGUGUAAAUGUAGCAAAAGUAUGGGGCAUAUUCAAGAAAAGAUUACUUUCAUUAUAGCAAUAAAACCAAAAAUUCAGAAGAGAGGUUGUCAUCCAGGUUUUUUCCCUAAAAAUAUUUUUAUAUCUAUCAUAAAAUUUAGAUUACUUAUUUUGGGUUACAUUUUUAUCCAUAUAUUUGGAACUAAUAGAGCCUGCUGUAUGUAUCACUUAUUCUUUACGUAUAGCAAUUACAAAUGACUAAAACUAAGUAGCAAAUGGUUUAUUAGUAAGUACAUGGUUUCAGUGGCAAUAAUAAAUUCACUUGGAGAAAAUAAUCAAAUCAAAAGAGUAAGUGCUUGCUAAUCGUCAGAAAAUCUGUGGCCAUUAGGGCUGUCACGUAGAAAUCCAAAAUCACUCAGAGGCCAAAUCUGUAAAAUUAAAAUGUGAUUGAAGACAGUUAAUGAAAGUGUUAUAUCAUCAUCAUAUUCCCCUUUUUUAUUCAUACCUUUUCUCUGUGCCAUAUAAUUAAACACUUCCUCCUUAUUUCUAGUCAAGAACAAAUUCUCAAUACCAAAAUAAGACUUUAGAAAGUAAACUUGUACGUGCCUAUGUAUUUAAACUCUCAAGUUUUGAACACUGAUAUGUUAUACAAGAAAUUAUGUGUGUGUGGUGUGUGAAUAUAUAUGUAUGAAUAUGUGUGUCUGUGUUAUCUUUUACUACCCUCAAAUAAAGUUAACUGUAAACCUAA
Molecule: messenger RNA, 2461 nt
Organism: Ailuropoda melanoleuca (giant panda)
Lineage: Eukaryota; Metazoa; Chordata; Mammalia; Carnivora; Ursidae
Gene: DNAJC24
Product: DnaJ heat shock protein family (Hsp40) member C24
Exons: 5
Coding region: 225-674 (149 amino acids)
Biological process (GO): positive regulation of ATP-dependent activity
Molecular function (GO): ATPase activator activity; ferrous iron binding
Source: RefSeq, a predicted model, not a curated record